AUGUCAAUCUCAGUAGUCUCCCUCUGCCUAAUUCUUCUCACCUUCCUCACUACCCCACUUGUGCUCUGCUCUUCUAGGCCCAAAAUGGCGGUAUCAGCAUCAGCCUCAACAGAAGAAGCUCCAAAAAGACAUAUCGAUCCUCCGGCAAUGCUUGUUUCUGACUCCACCGAACUUGAUUCAUCCUCCUCCAUGGCCAAGAUUGAUGAUGAGCCUGCCACCAACUCUGCCAUAGCCGGUUUCUUCAGGUAUGGAUUCCCAUUUUUGGGCUGGCAUUUCCCAAUGGUUAAGCCUGCAAAUCCUUCUGUUCCUGCAACACCGGUGACUGGAGCUGAGGAAGCAGAAUCUGAGAAGGUGCCUUCUUCACCAAGCAACGAGAACAGAGACGGAGGUAAUGCGUGA
Messenger RNA from Eruca vesicaria subsp. sativa (arugula), 399 nucleotides. The record is from the annotation of a GenBank genome assembly. Lineage: Eukaryota; Viridiplantae; Streptophyta; Magnoliopsida; Brassicales; Brassicaceae.